ACAUCUGUGCAUGAGAGCUUGGAUAGUAGCAUUUAGCAGAGUAAAUAUAUACCAAGACUCUUAGAACAACAGAAACCAGAAAGAAAGGGAAGGGGAACUAAGGAAACCAAGAAGAAGAAGAAGAAGAAGAUGUCUUCUAAUUCAUCUUUGCAUAUUGUGAUCUUCCCUUUCAUGUCAAAAGGCCACAUCAUCCCGAUGCUCAACCUUACUCGACUCCUCCUCCUCCGUCACGGCAUCACCGUCACCAUCUUCACCACCCGAGCAAAUUCUCCCUUCAUCCGUCAAUCUCUAUCUGUUCAACACCCAAUCAACAUCGUCGAACUAGAGUUCCCUGCCGACAUCCCUGAACUCCCACCGGGUGUCGAGAGCACCGAUCGUCUACCUUCAAUGUCUCUCUUCGUCCCCUUCGCUAACGCAACCAAGCUGAUGCAAUCCGAUUUCGAACGAGUCCUCGAGAACCUCUCCGAGUCUAGUGGGGUCAGCUGCAUAAUCUCCGAUGGCUUCUUCGGUUGGACUCAGCAGUCAGCAGAGAAGUUGGGAAUCCCAAGAUUGGUUUUCUACGGCAUGAACAACUACGUCAUGACGAUUUGCCGAGUCCUAGCCCUGGAUCGUUCUCAUUUGAAACUCGGCCCGGACGAGUCUUUCACGGUGCCUGGGUUCCCAUCGGUCAAGCUUACCAAAAAUGACUUUGACCCAGAAUUCAACGAACCGGAACCGAAGGGUCCGCAUAUCGAGUUCGUGAUGGAAGUAGCCAUAGCGACGUCCAAAAGCCAGGGUCUCCUCGUCAAUAGCUUCAGCGAACUCGAGCCGGCCUACUUGGAUUACUGGAACCGUGAGUUUUGCCCCAAGGCCUGGUGUGUCGGACCCCUCUGCUUGGCUGAACCGCCGAAGGUCCACCGGGAUCAGAAACCCGAAUGGAUCAAAUUUCUCGACCUGAAAUCGGCCGAGGACCGGUCCGUUUUAUAUGUGGCGUUUGGUUCACAGGCGGAGAUCUCGGAGGAGCAGCUACGAGAGAUAGCUGUUGGGCUGGAGCGGUCGGAGGUGUGUUUUUUAUGGGUGGUGAGAUCGAAGGUGGAAGGGUUGGAAGAGAGGGUGGAGGGGAGAGGAUUGGUGGUGAGGGAGUGGGUGGACCAGGUGGAGAUACUCCGGCAUGAGAGUGUGAAGGGGUUCAUGAGUCACUGCGGUUGGAACUCGACGAUGGAGAGUAUAUGUGCGUCGGUUCCGAUAUUGGCCUGGCCCAUGAUGGCGGAGCAACCCUUGAACGCUCGCAUGGUGGCGGAUGAGCUUGGUGUGGGACUGAGGAUUGUGGCAAACAAUGGGUCGGUUCGUGGGUUUGUGGGUUCGGAGAUAGUGGAGAAGAUGGUGAGAGAAUUGAUGGAGGGAGAAGAGGGAAAGGAGGCGAGGAAGAAGGUGAAGGAUAUUGGAGAGGCUGCUACGGAGGCCAUGGAAGGUGGAUCGUCCUGGCGCACAUUAGACCAACUCAUCGAUGAGACCUGCAGGAAGAAGAAUCCAUGAGCUUUCCCUGGGUGGUAUUAUUAUGGACCGUU
Molecule: messenger RNA, 1547 nt
Organism: Telopea speciosissima
Lineage: Eukaryota; Viridiplantae; Streptophyta; Magnoliopsida; Proteales; Proteaceae
Product: UDP-glycosyltransferase 90A1-like
Exons: 1
Coding region: 130-1515 (461 amino acids)
Molecular function (GO): UDP-glycosyltransferase activity
Source: RefSeq, a predicted model, not a curated record